Carassius carassius (crucian carp) is the source of this 441-nucleotide messenger RNA. RefSeq names its product ubiquinol-cytochrome-c reductase complex assembly factor 6. The record is from RefSeq and is a predicted model, not a curated record. Gene Ontology annotation, cellular component: mitochondrion. Lineage: Eukaryota; Metazoa; Chordata; Actinopteri; Cypriniformes; Cyprinidae. The coding region runs from base 177 to 380 and encodes 67 amino acids. Gene Ontology annotation, biological process: mitochondrial respiratory chain complex III assembly. The transcript is spliced from 3 exons.
AAAAUAAAGAUCUUAAAUACGUAGUUCGGUUGUCGCGAUUUGCAACUUGCAAAAUACAUUUCUUCGUUGAUUUAUCAACAACGAAUAUUAUGGUCGCUGCUUUUAUUUCAGACGUAUUAGAAAGGUUACAAUUCUCUUAAUUGGCAGAACAUUUGUCAGCCAGCUGACUUUAAAGGAUGCCAGCAGGUGUAUCGUGGCCGAGAUAUCUGAGGAUGUUUGCAGCCAGUGUGUUGUCAAUGUUUGCUGGAGCACAGGUUGUGCAUCAGUAUUACCGUCCUGAUUUAACCAUUCCAGAGGUUCCACCGAAGCCUGGAGAACUGCAAACAGAGCUUCUCGGCUUGAAAGACAGACAGACAGAUGCAGCAUCUCAGAAACAAUGACCUGUUGAUUUGUUAUUCAUAACUAAUGUGUAUAAAUACACGCAUAUAGAUAUGAAAAGAA